This is a messenger RNA of Saccoglossus kowalevskii, 1890 nucleotides long. Its product is annotated as histamine H3 receptor-like. The record is from RefSeq and is a predicted model, not a curated record. Gene Ontology annotation, biological process: positive regulation of MAPK cascade; adenylate cyclase-activating adrenergic receptor signaling pathway. Lineage: Eukaryota; Metazoa; Hemichordata; Enteropneusta; Harrimaniidae. Gene Ontology annotation, cellular component: plasma membrane. Gene Ontology annotation, molecular function: G protein-coupled receptor activity.
AUGUAUUACAAUAGUACUAUUACACCCAGUGUGAAUUAUUCCAGAACUGUGGAAUUUAAUGACACGGAAUGGAUUUCCACUACCUCUACUGGGCCAGUCACGAAUCGGACAACACAAACGGCAACAUUGGUCACCCCAACGAUGCUUUUGGAGGCGGUAACAUAUGGGUCGGGUGAUUCAGCGACAACGCAUACAGGCAAGGGACAGGCGUUUGUGUACGCUGUAGUCGGGAAACUAACAUCGACGGCGCAGACAUUAACGACAGAACAUUUAACGCAGUAUGUACCAGUUUCCAUGACAACAAAUGAAUCAUGUUACGACUGUCAGGCGGAGGAGGAUUUCUGGCUAGUCUACCCUCCGAUAUGGUCGGUGUUUAUUUUAGUAUCUACUUUAAUUGUGAUUAUCUUAACUACUAUGGGAAAUGUGCUCGUUAUCGUAGCGUUCAGCAGGGAGAAAAAACUACGUAGUUUUUCAAACUUCUAUAUUCUGAAUCUGUCCAUGGCGGAUCUCCUGAUUGGUAGCUUUGCGAUACCAAUGUGUGUGCCGUAUGUACUGCUUGGUAAAUGGGUGAUGGGUCCAGCUCUUUGCAAACUCUGGGUCAUGAUUGACUACACCUUAUGCACAUCGUCUUUGUUCAGUGUCGUCUUGAUCACAUUCGACAGGUACCUUUCUGUCACACGUGCAAUAAAGUAUAGAACACAGACAACGAUUAAAGGCACUGUAAUGAAGAUGUCGUUGGCCUGGAUUAUUCCCUUACUGUUUUAUGGUACUACAGUCAUUGGCUGGGAAUAUUACACUGGAAUAACUGUUCCCGGUGAUCAAUGUUACGCUGCAUUCGCCGAUAACUUUCCAUUGACUUUCGCGCAAACUGUUCUAGAAUUCUUUUUACCAUUGAUAUUAAUAUUUUAUUUCAAUAUCAGCAUAUUUGUAAAUAUUCGCAAACGGACGAAACGGUCCAUCAAAAAAGUUCCCAUGCCGGCGUUUUCAUUCAACGCCUCUAUAAAGAUUUCAAACGAAAGUGAGUCGUCGCAAAUCAUCGGACGAAAUAGUUCAUUAACGCAUCAAGAUAGCAAAGUCAAGUUAUAUAUUGAAAGUGAAAAAGACGACAUCAUCAGCUGUGGGGAAAUAGACAAUGAAGAUCAUGCUAACAUCAACUCAGACGAAAAGGAACAGCAUACGGCAUUGCUCCCAAGACAGACACUCCAAGUACCUGGCAAGUAUGAGGAAAUCCAAAUGAACAGUUUAAACAAGACACCUGAUGGCCAAACGCCCUCUACUUUGCUUCCAAAUAAUAACAAAGAAUAUAGAAGUUGUCUGUCUCCAAAAUGCAAAAUAAAAAAUGGAGGAGAAGCAGUGCGCAGACCUUCUGCAUUGAGUGUGACAAUAACUGAACCUGAGCUGAAUAAUACAGGAACGACGGCCACAGCGGGCGCUCUGUCCACACCUGAACACAAAGCAGACGGUGAAUCACGGGUACAUAUGGCCAAAUUGUCUGCAUCAUCCCAUCAGGCUGUGCGUCGGAAGCUCUCACGUGACAAAAAAUUGGCCAAGUCCUUGAUUAUCAUCGUGGGGGCUUUUGUACUUUGUUGGACUCCUUACCAAAUUUUAAACUUGGUACAAAGCCUUUGCGGAGGUGAUUGCAUCAACACUACAUUAUACGACUUUUCUUUCUGGAUUCUUUGGUUGAAUUCCACCCUUAACCCAUUGCUGUACCCAUUCUGCAACAACCAGUUUAAAAUGGCGUUUAAGAAAAUUCUCUGUCGGCGAAAGUUCAAACGAAAUCGCCAAGCCUACACACUGAGAGAGUGCCAUAGCACGACAAUAACAGUUCCAAAUCGUUUUGGACGCAAUUACAGCGAGACGACAUCUGGAAUUAUAAAUUACAGUUAA